Sclerotinia borealis F-4128 is the source of this 1998-nucleotide messenger RNA. The record is from the annotation of a GenBank genome assembly. NCBI's taxonomy places the organism in Eukaryota, Fungi, Ascomycota, Leotiomycetes, Helotiales, Sclerotiniaceae.
AUGUUAUUACCCAUGGGUGUCGCAUUGUGUCGCAUAACUGACGAUGAUGAUAGUGUGUUACCACCCCCGCCGCGAUAUCCAUCACAGGCAGCGUACAAUCUCGCGGUUCAAAAUGGAAUGGCUGCGCCAAUGGUAGAGACGAACAACCUUCUCAAACACCCGGAGGGACUACAAUUACUUGUUGGCGAAGGUACGAUUCCAUUCGCGGAAGCUUAUGUACUCAAUGCUGAGAUCACUUCUUUAGGAACAUAUUUGCUACGGGACGACCUACAGCUUGCGACACCCCCUAAUCAUCCUACUGAGAUUCCGGUCCUGAACCCGAAUCCUUUAUCUACGACUCCGCAACCUGCUACGUCUGGAACGAAGCUUUCUCUCCUUUCCUUUAGCUCGAAGCCUUCUCCGUCUCCUCUCUACAGACUCGAUACGGAUAAAAGUUCUCGGACGGGGCUGGCUCAAUCCAGUAUACAAGAACAUCCAUAUGAAAAUCGUAAUUCUUCAGAGGUACCGGGAAGUAGUGAUGGCGGAGGGACUUCAGUCAAUGACAGUGCGAGAGCUGCAGUGUCAAUAGGAUCCGCACCGGCGUUUGGCGAGGGAAACUCACUGUUAUCAUUAUCGAGUAAAGAUACUGGGAAACGUCGCAAGCCAAAAAGUGGCAUUCUGAAGAGCAAUUCCUCGUUUAUUUCACGAUGUAUCGUUCAUGAAAAUUUAGUCAAAAGGCUACAAGAUCGUCCAAACGAUGGGUAUUUCGCAUUUGCCAACAUAAGUCGGGCUUUUCAGUGGCUUGAUUUGUCUUCUCCAAAUAAGGAUCAUCUGCUCAAAAUUUUGUUUACCAAAGCCCAUUGUCUCUGUCAUGAUGUCAAUCAGGUUACCAAAGGUCCAAACCAUAUAGACCUUAUGAUGGGAUUUUCGACAGGUGAAAUCAUCUGGUUCGAGCCAUUCACGCAGAAGUAUUCACGGCUGAAUAAGAAUGGUAUCAUAAAUUCAACACCAGUCACCCAGAUCAGAUGGAUUCCCGGCUCGGAGAAUCUAUUUUUAGCAUCACAUAUGGAUGGAUCCCUCGUUGCAUACGACAAGGAGAGAGAAGAUGCAGCUUUUGUACCAGAAGAGGCUGGACCUGAGACUAAUGGCAGUGUUCCAAGCGAAGAAUAUUUGGACUCGGCUUCGAAGUCAAAAGCCAAACUCCGGAUUGACAAAUCAGUGCAUUCAAAGAACCAAAAGUUUAAUCCUGUUUCAUUUUGGAAACUUUCCAAUCAGCCAAUCAAUAAUUUCGCUUUCUCACCUGAUAAUAGGCAUUUGGCUGUCGUGUCUGAGAAUGGAACUUUGCGAAUAAUUGACUAUUUGAAGGAGCAAUUACUGGAUAUCUACAAUAGCUAUUUUGGUGGCUUGACUUGUGUUUGUUGGUCACCUGAUGGCAAGUAUGUUCUUUCCGGUGGUCAGGACGAUCUGGUUUCAAUAUGGUCAAUGGCAGAUUCCGCCAUCAUAGCUCGAUGCACCGGCCAUACAUCCUGGGUAACAGCUGUCGCUUGUGAUCCAUGGCGUUGUGACGAUCGAAAUUAUCGGUUUGGCAGUGUGGGUGAGGAUGGUAAACUCUUAUUAUGGGAUUUCAGCGUUGGAAUGCUGCAUCGUCCUAAAGCCGCUUCCGUUCGUCAAAGGGGUAGUAUAUCUUCCCGAAUGCCUAGCUCUCUCCAAAGAGUUGAAAGUCAAGGCACAACAGCUACUGCCAGUCGAUUUCGCUCAAACUCAAGUCUUUCCAACGGCGAAGGACAGUCAGAGAAUACCGUGGAUCAUCCCGUAGAACCAAGAGCGAAAAUAUCCAUGUUACCUGCCGUUUGCUCAAAAACUGUUGCUCAGGAUCCAAUCUGUUCAUUAGAGUUUACAGAGGAUCAUAUCAUUACUAGCGAUAAGGCCGGGCAUAUCCGCACGUGGAACAGGCCAAAGGAUCACGAAGAUUCCGAUGAUGCUGAUGCCGAUGUUGUAGCGCCGUCUCUUGCUUCGUGA